AGAGGAAAAAUGAAGUGGAUUCUUUUCACAAUUGUUUCUCUCUUCAUUUCCUUUCUUGUGAAGUUAUUUGUUUUCCCUUCUAGACAUGGCCCUUACAAGCUCCCACCAGGCCCUUUCAUACUUCCUAUUAUCAUUUAUAACUUCCUAUGGCUCCGCCAGUCCCCUCUUGAUCUUGAAUCUACAUUACGUUCAUUCAUCGCCAAAUACGGCCCCUUCCUCACCCUCCACUUCGACCCUUCUCCCGCCAUGAUCAUCAUCUCCGACCGCUCCAUCGCCCACAAGGCUCUCAUUCAAAACGGUGCCAUUUUCGCCGACCGCCCUCGGGCCGUCUCCAUCAGCAGGGUCGCUGCUUCUACCAACUUUGACAACAUCACUUCUGCUCCUUAUGGCCCCACUUGGCGCCUUCUCCGCCGCAACUUGGCGAUGGAGAUGCUCCACCCUUCACGUGUCAGGGCUUAUUCUCGGGCUCGCAAGUGGGUUCUGGACAUCCUCAUCGCUCGCCUUUCAGCUCAAUCUGGAUGCGAAGGUGGCGCAGUUGCUGUUGAUCAUUUUCAUUUUGCUAUGUUUUGUUUGUUGGUUUUGAUGUGUUUUGGAGACAAGUUGAAUGAGACACAAAUCUUGGAAAUUCAAGAAGUGCAGCGUGAUAUUCUUGUGAAUCUUCAACGUUUUGUUCUACUUAAUUUAUGGCCUAAGUUGAUGAAGAUUUUGCUUAGAAAUCGCUGGAAGGAAUAUUUACAAAUCAAGAAUAGACAGAAAAAGGUUCUAGUCCCAUUUAUCAAGGCACGAGAGAAGGUAAAAGAAGAAAGAGCAAAAAGGGAAGGAGAAGAAAAAGAAGAAUUUGUGGUAUCGUAUGUUGAUACGCUACUCGAUUUACAACUCAUCGACGAGAAAAGAAAGCUUAAGAACGAAGAAAUAGUGAGUUUAUGUUCGGAGUUUCUCAAUGCCGGAACGGACACUACCGCCACGUCAAUGCAAUGGAUCAUGGCGAACUUAGUGAAGUACCCAAAAAUUCAAGAAAAACUAUUCCAAGAGAUCAAAGGAGUAAAGGAAUCUAGUGAGGAGGAGGUGAAGGAAGAGGAUUUAGGGAAACUUCCAUAUUUGAAAGCUGUGAUUCUAGAAGGAUUAAGAAGGCAUCCACCAGGGCAUUUCAUUCUACCACAUGCAGUGAAAGAAGAUACAAUUUUUGAGAAUUAUUUCAUACCUAAGAAUGGCAUCGUGAGUAUCUUUGCAGUGGGAAUGGGGUGGGAUCCACAAGUAUGGGAAGAUCCGAUGGCGUUUAAGCCGGAGCGGUUCAUGAGUGACGACGGAGGCCGGGAGGCGGGGUAUUCGACGACGUUUGAUAUCACGGGAAACAAGGAGAUUAAGAUGAUGCCAUUUGGAGCAGGGAGGAGGAUGUGCCCAGCGGCUUCCUUGGCAAUGCUUCAUUUGGAAUAUUUUGUAGCAAAUUUGAUUUGGAGAUUUGAGUGGAAAGCUGUGGAAGGAGAAGAAGUUGAUUUAUCAGAGAAAAUGGAAUUCACCGUUGUUAUGAAAAAGCCUCUUAAAGCUCAUAUUAAUCCAAGGUUUUAG
Messenger RNA from Cucumis melo (muskmelon), 1566 nucleotides. RefSeq names its product cytochrome P450 89A2-like. Gene Ontology annotation, cellular component: membrane. Gene Ontology annotation, molecular function: heme binding; iron ion binding; oxidoreductase activity, acting on paired donors, with incorporation or reduction of molecular oxygen, NAD(P)H as one donor, and incorporation of one atom of oxygen. The transcript is spliced from 3 exons. NCBI's taxonomy places the organism in Eukaryota, Viridiplantae, Streptophyta, Magnoliopsida, Cucurbitales, Cucurbitaceae. Bases 10 to 1566 code for a protein of 518 amino acids. The record is from RefSeq and is a predicted model, not a curated record.